GCCAUUUUGGGGGCAGUAAGACCGAGCGUGGCUGAGCACCCAACACCUCUGCCCGGCACCAUGAGCGAGGCGCCGGAGACCAGUACCGCCAGCCCCGCGCCCGCCGCGCCGCCCGUCCCGACUGCGGCUGCCGCGCCGCCCGCGCCCGCCGUCCCGGACGCCGCUCCCAAGAGCCCCGCCAGCGCCGCCGCGCCGGGUGCGGCUGUUGCUGAGGCUGCCCCCGGCGCCGCCGCAGCAGCCACAACCACAACCGCGGUGGUCGAGUCGGCGAAGAAAGUGCUGGCCACCAAAGUUCUUGGCACAGUCAAGUGGUUCAAUGUCAGAAAUGGAUAUGGUUUUAUCAACAGAAAUGAUACCAAAGAAGAUGUGUUUGUUCAUCAGACGGCGAUAAAGAAAAACAAUCCACGGAAGUACCUGCGCAGCGUUGGCGAUGGAGAGACUGUAGAAUUUGAUGUGGUUGAGGGAGAGAAGGGUGCAGAAGCAGCUAAUGUCACUGGUCCAGAUGGAGUCCCUGUGGAAGGCAGCCGCUACGCUGCAGACCGGCGCCGCUAUCGACGGGGCUACUUUGGCCGACGCCGGGGCCCACCUCGGAGUCAGGGUGGUGAGGGAGAAGUCAAGGAUGGGGUCACAGAAGGAGGACAACUUCAGCAAGUGCACAGGAAUCCUACCUACCGUCCCCGCUAUCGCAGAGGGCCCCCUCGCCCACGCCCUGCCCCAGUGACUGGAGAGGCUGAAAACAAGGAGAACCAUCAUGAGGCCAAUGCCAUGAGCCAGCAGCCGCUGCGCCGCAGCUACCGGCGCCCCUACAACUACCGGCGCCGGCCGCGCCCAGCCAGUGCUCUGGCACAGGAGGGCAAAGAGACAAAGGCAACUGAAACACCUGCUGAAAAUUCUGCUCCAGUGACAGAGCAGAGUGGCGCUGAGUAAUGUCCGGCUCCCCAGGCACCUUUACCAUCGCUCAGUCUCUUUGCAGAUGCCGAGUUCAAAGCCAUGGCUUUAGACAUCAUUCUGCUUUCUGCUGGUUUGGCUUUUUGGAGAACCAAUGAGCCUUCAGUACCACUGUGAUUUUGUAGAGAGAAAGUCCAUGCUCUGAACUCCUCAGAGCUAUAGGGAAAAUCAUCUGCGUGAGCCAAGUGGCAGUGGGAUCCUUUCGCAGGUGUAAAGGGGAUGAGAAGAUUUUGGAGGCCGUGUCAGAUAAGUGGUAGCUUAAACUUUCUAUUUUGUGCUGUUUGCAAUAAUGGAGCAAGGCUGCUGUGAUUGAAUUUUUAGUCCUAGAGCAGGACAAUGAUGCACUGAGCAAAAAAUGGAUCUUGAUGACUUAGUACCACCAGCUGAUGAGAUGAGUUAUUAAUAUCUUAAGGUUUUAAAAUGUGAUAGAAAAGACUCAGAGCUUCAUUAUAUUUUCUGACUCGUGUCAAAAUACAUUAUUCUUCAAUGUUUGGCUGUAACUUUUGACUUGUAAAUGGUGACUUGAAGAGGACCACAAAGGUCCUUAAAAUUAAUCAAUUACACACUGCCGCUUUCAUGCCAGUAGUGCCUAUGUGAUACAGUUCUUGUUCAGAAAAAAAUAUAAUUAUUUUAGUAGUAUGUGCAAAUAGAGGUGUUAGAUUCAGUUUCAGGAAAAAUUGCUGCAAGAAUCUGGACUGAAAUUUUGAAAAUAUACUGAAAGGUAGAACAGCUCAUAUGGAUUCUUGAGCCUUUCUGAUGUAAUUGGGGCUAUAAUGAAGAACUGGAGGGCAGUAGUAGUAAAUGAAAUAAAUAUUCUAAACAGAGCUCUAGGACAUGUUCUGACAUGGUCAAGAUGCCUGAGUGUGAAAUGUUCUCAUUUCAGCCCCCUUUCAGUUGUUUUAGACUGGAAAGAAGGGCACAUUUCCAUUGGAAUUAUACAGGAGGCUUUGUAUAAGUCUCAUGUGUUUCUUGGUAAGAAACUGAUAAUGGAAACUCUAAAACAGAAUAUUGAGAAUACUUAUGGCUCCACUUGGUGGCUCUUGGAUAGGUUACUCUUGGGCAUCAGCCUCUUGACUUGCCAACAGGUGCAGUGCAUAACUAAGAUCAGUAAAUUUUGCUGUGCCAUGGAUGGUAAAAGCAUUGCAGUGUUAAACACCAUGCUACUGCUGACACUUCUCAUCACAGAAAAUGGGUGCUGGGGAGUUAAGAGAUGUCAGCAAUCCACUUUACUAGCACAGUUUGUGAGCACUAGAUGGGGCUGUUACUCCACUUAUUUUUUUCUGGAAAUUUAUGGAUGCACCCCUGUGACAGGAAAUAAAGGUGUUGCAAUGUGGGCUAUCUGGGUUCUCCUGCAGGCUCUAGGGAGGCUGAAAUAGGGUAGAUGGUAAGUAAUAACCCAAUAAAUAAAUAAAGGAAAAAAAUUGUUAAGUUAAAAUACAAAUAUCUUGCUGUAUAGUUUUUCUAGGAAUAAGCACUGCUGCCUAUCCCUAACUUUCCUCUCAUAAUCGUCACAUAACUGCAAAGAAAAUCUUGGGGAGAAGUGAAGACCUACCCAUGGGAAAGUCAAGUGUAGAUUCAAAGUUUGUUCUUACCAUUUGUACCUCUAGAAAUACUUGGUGUUAAAAAACAAACAAACCCAAAGUUAAAUUGACUAUAUAUUUUUUACUUCAGUGGAUAAACAUUUUGUCUGAAUUUAGAUCAACCACUCUCAAAGAAAUACACAACCUAAACAUUGGCAAACUUUCAGGGAUUAUUUAGAUGUGAUUUAAAUCAUUACCUCUUCAGAGGAGAUGGAGGUGCUCUCACUUGCUGCAUGGCGGUUACUUUCUAGUUAAAAGAGACUGAUUUUAAUAAAAGAGAAAAUCCUUAAAACUUAUUGCACUGAAUUCCAUCUCUGAUAAAUUACUCAUUAUGCAAAACCACAAACCAUGAGGUGCUGCUCUUAAUCGACAUCCUGACUAAAGAAGAAAUUUUUUGUCCUUUUAUAGUAUUUCACAGUAAGAACAUAUGGAGAGAAGCAUAUUUUAUAACAUGGUUAGUUUGGUUUCUGCAGCAAUGUCACCACACUCACUGCAGUCUAUAAUUAUAAAAAAAAUUUUAUUUCAUGCCACCUUCAUAGGGUUUGAGAGGAACAAUCUUUCUGGGGAAAUCAGUUCAAAAAAAUGGUUAAAAAUCUAAUGAAAGAAGAUGCAACAACUGUAGAUGAUCUACCUAAAUAAUAAAACUAUGUAAUUGAACACCUAGAUGAUAAUACUAAAUAAAACCAUCUAAAUCUAUCUGCAGAUCUAGAAUUUAACCUGUGUUUCAUUUGGGAAAAUAAGCAAUUCUUCAGUUCUCUUUGAAAGGCAUGGGCUAGUACAAUGCGACUAGGCUGGUCCUCUACAGCACCCCUGCUCCCCAUCCACCCAGUUUGUUCAGGUUUCUAAGAAUUCCAGUUAUACUGACCAUGGGGUGAGUAUGAUCUUCUGGGGAAAAGGUCAGAGGGUGUGUCAAUUUUGUGUGCAAACUCUACAGGUAUUACUGAUGGGCAGCAUGCAAAUACACACACUGCUGCAUUUUACUCUCAACUAUAUGAAGCUAUGUGUGUAAUGUCAUUAAAAUAAUUCCGCAGACAUUCACAAAUAAGUAGUUCUUAGCAAGAGGAAAGCCCAUUUCCCACAGUGCCUGUGAAACCUCCACAGCUGGGAGAAAAAAAGGACCUAAGUGAUUUUCCAAGGGAUGUCAUUCUGGCAGCAUGACCGAGUUCAAUUUAUUUCUUUUUUUUGUUCUUCACCUCUAGAUUCCAGUAGCACCUCUUGCCAUUUCUUCUCCAUCUGCUCUUUGCACAUCAGGAAGACAUCUUCCAAGUGCUGCAUGGCAUUGGACAGGUCUGGGUUGGUCUGGAUGGCCACGCAGUCGUAGGCCAUCCAGGUUGCACGCACUGCAAACACAACAGGUAUUACUAUUUUCUAGACAGGAAAAAGCAAUGACUGAUUCAAUAAACAAAUUCAAUAAGCAAAUUCAAUUAAUAAAAUGAAUUAUUAUCAGUUCAGACCUCAGAGAAGGAUGAAAAAAAAAAUAGAAACUGCCUCCAUUAAUACUAGAUUAAAUAGACUGUUCAGUAUUACUUCUUUAUAAAUGUCUCAAAAUAGUUAAUAAUGAAAGUACCUGGAUGUAAAUUGCAAAACAAGGAUGGACACUUCAUCUAAAAAUGACAGCAAAACAGGUAAUCAAAUGGAAAGGGUCAAGAGAGUGUUUAAAAAUACAUGAAUAUUAUAUAAGGAAUCGUCCCUCCAGACUGGUUACAGCUUGUGUUAGGUGAGGAAGAAUAAGAUCGAGGACAUUGCAACAGAGAUGAAAUAUUUUAAGGACAACUUAAGUAAUGAAAUUGAUCUUGAAACAAUCAGUACCUUAAAUAAUGGAAUUGACUUUGAAAUAACAAGUAUCUGACAAAGCUGAGCAAAUAGUUUUAGCACUUAUGUACUAAUGUAUGCUUACAUACUUUCCCUUUUAUUUUACCAAGCAUUCACUAUAGUACACUGACCUGAGAGGUGAUAUGUAUCCAUUUUUUAGAAUUAAGUCUUGUUUUCCAGACUAUAUUUCAAUAAUUGUACAUUAAACACCUUAGUAAUAUUUCUGGUUUUAACCAACACUCUCAACUAAGCAUGCAUCACCUAUUGAUUUUUAAUUCUGUCCAUCUGAACCACCUGAAUUAUUUGCAUGCUUUUUCACAAUUAAGAACACGACGGCAUUAGUUGAUGGUGAUUGUUUUAAUUACAUUUCUAUCACACAGAAGUUUACAGAAUAAAUAUAAAAAUAAAUCUUCAGUGUCUUUAGUACAAAAAUCCAUAUAAUUCCUAACAAAGACCUAUACCUGCUAGUUUUUCCAUUUCCUCCAGAAGUUCCUCCAUAUCUGUUUUAAAGUUCUCCACCAUCUUUCCCCUGUUAUAAUAGCUUCCUUCCUGAGAUUCUGAUUCAGCCAUCUAUAAGGAAACCAGGAAUCUCCUGCUUUAUUUUACUCUAAAGUGAGUUGAUUUUCAUAGUUGAGACAAAGUAACAUUGCAAUAAAAAAUAUAAGCAUAUACUUUUUAGGUUUACAUGUGAAUUCAGUAAGAAUCUGACCUUAAGGUUACUGGUGAUCUGUAUGCUGCAUAUUACUUGUGACUCAUUUUGAAAUUAGUAGAAAGAAUUAGCUAAAAUACGCUGUGCCUGUGCAAAAUAAAUAUUUUUGGUAUCAGUAAUAAAGAUCAUUGUGUCAAACCCUU
Messenger RNA from Pyrgilauda ruficollis (rufous-necked snowfinch), 5192 nucleotides. It is a transcript of the gene YBX3, whose product is annotated as Y-box binding protein 3. Bases 61 to 927 code for a protein of 288 amino acids. Gene Ontology annotation, cellular component: nucleus. The transcript is spliced from 9 exons. The record is from RefSeq and is a predicted model, not a curated record. Gene Ontology annotation, molecular function: nucleic acid binding. NCBI's taxonomy places the organism in Eukaryota, Metazoa, Chordata, Aves, Passeriformes, Passeridae. Gene Ontology annotation, biological process: regulation of gene expression.